AGAGAGCGCUUUGCUAGUCAUGUGCUAUGAAAGCUGUGCAAUAGGGAGGGUCACAGUAACGGAGGUAGACAGAGAGCAUAAGAGAGUACAGUCAAUAAGUGAGAGAGAGGGACAGAGAAAGAUGAAUGUGUCUCAGCAGUUUCUCUGUAUUCACUGGCACAUGAGCAGACCUGGGAUAUAGUCAAGAGUGUGCAGAGUUGUGUAGAGGCAGACUUGCUGAGGGGGCAGAAGAGUUCCAGCGGGAUGCAUUAAAUCUUCACACCACACUUCUAAUCAUCCAUCCUGAUCUCACCACACACACACACACACACACCCUGUUUUCGGUUCCACCACGUGCUCCUCUGCACCCAGGGAGUGAGUCUCCAGCACUCGCUGCCCACGUACAACACCUCUCCAGGGGACGGUUUCCAACCAGCAAGCCCCUUUCUUUCUCCAGUCUCGCACAGACUGACAACAACAAGCAGAGAAGUUUGCCGUCUAGUGCAGCUUCAGGAGCAAGAUGACAGAGCCCACCUUCAAAAAACAAGGAUUCAAAAAGUGCCGGAGUGCCACAUUCAGCAUUGAUGGGUUCAGCUUCACCAUUGUGGCAAAUGAAACAGGGGAGAGCCACCCCAGGCCCCUGGCCCGCUUUGCACGUGAGCUCCAAGUCCCAGAAUGCCUUGUGGAACGCUAUAACAGCAGGCAUCGGGAUCAGAGACAAAGACAAAAGAGGGAUCUUAAUCGAUCCACGUAGUCCUGAGGAGAUCCUUGCUGAUGAGCUACCUGCUGUAGACAGCCCUGAUGCCAUGGAGAAGACUGCCAUCAGAUUGCGAUGUCUUGUAAAACAACUGGAGCGGGGCGAGGCCUCUGUCGUGGACCUGAAGAAAAACUUGGAGUAUGCAGCAUCUGUAUUGGAGUCGGUGUAUAUUGAGGAGACACGGCGACUGGUGGAUACAGAGGAUGAGCUCAGUGACAUCCAGUCAGACUCGGUGCCCUCAGAGGUGCGGGACUGGCUGGCCUCUACUUUCACGCGGCAGAUGGGGCUGAUGCUGAGACGGUCGGAGGAGAAGCCACGUUUUCGCAGCAUUGUCCAUGCAGUGCAGGCUGGAAUAUUUGUGGAGAGGAUGUACCGCCGGACAUCCAACAUGGUGGGAUUAAGCUAUCCACCCAGCGUCAUCACAGUACUGAAGCACGUGGACACGUGGUCAUUUGAUGUGUUUGCGCUGAAUGAUGCAAGUGGAGACCAUGCACUGAAAUUCAUAUUUUAUGAACUUCUCACCCGAUAUGACUUAAUCAAUCGUUUCAAGAUCCCCAUUUCUGCAUUGGUGUCAUUUGUGGAGGCUUUGGAAGUGGGCUACAGCAAACACAAAAACCCCUACCAUAACCUCAUUCAUGCUGCGGAUGUCACUCAGACUGUACACUACCUUCUGCUGAAAUCUGGCAUGGUGCACUGGCUAACAGAGUUAGAAAUCUUCGCAAUGAUAUUUGCAGCAGCAGUACAUGAUUAUGAACACACUGGGACCACUAACAAUUUCCACAUACAAACCAGAUCAGAUGCAGCCAUAUUGUACAAUGACCGUGCAGUGCAGGAGAACCACCAUGUGAGUGCUGCUUAUCGACUCCUACAGGAUGAUGAUGAGAUGAACAUCCUCUUUAACUUAUCAAAGGAUGACUGGAGAGAGUUACGGGCCCUCGUGGUAGAGAUGGUUUUGGCCACAGAUAUGUCCUGUCACUUCCAGCAGAUCAAGGCCAUGAAAAACUUCCUCCAGCAACCAGAGGCGAUUGACAAACCAAAGGCCUUAUCCCUAUUACUGCACACUGCAGACAUCAGCCAUCCCGCCAAAAGAUGGGAGCUACACCAUCACUGGACUACCUCUCUGCUGGAGGAGUUCUUCAGGCAGGGUGAUAAAGAAGCAGAUUUGGGCCUGGCCUUCUCUCCUCUCUGUGACCGUAAGUCCACUAUGGUGGCCCAGUCUCAGAUCGGCUUCAUCGAUUUCAUCGUGGAGCCCACCUUCACCGUUCUUACAGAUAUGAUUGAGAAAAUAGUGACACCGCUCAUUGAUGAGGCAUCGCGCUCGGGGCUGGCUGGCUUUAGACGCUCGAGCUUGAAUAACAUCCCAUCAGAUGGCAAGCGUCCCACUGUGAAGAGCACAGGCUCAGAGGGCAGCACCUCCCUUCUUAGUGUCGACUUCAAGAACUUCAAGGCAACCUGGAAUGAGGAGGUGCAGCAGAACAGAGAGAAGUGGAAAGCUCAGGCAGCCAAAGACCUAGAGGAGAAGGCCAAGAAGGAGGCAGAAGAGAAAGCCAAGCAGGAAGAGGCUGAAGGAAAACAGAACAGUGAGGAACAUGCAGACACAGAGAAAACAGACACAGCACAGGACAAAGACAAGACUGAGAAGGAAGCAAAAGACACAUCACCUGCUGAACGAGACAAAGACAGCAAAUUGGAGCCAAUGAACUCCACCAAGGCUAAAGCAGACAAGAAGGAGCCCACAGAGAAGCAGCCCAAAGAGGCAGAGGGCAAUAAGGACCCAGGGGGGGCAAAUGGAACUAAAGCAGGACCUAUUAAUGAAGGGGAGCCUGACACCAGCAGUGAUACAGACAAUAGCCAGCAAGUUCAAAAUGGGGAGGUGCCAGAGGAGCUGGACUCACCUGACAGUGAUGACAGUGAUACAAAGAGCUCUGACGAUGCCGAUGAGGAGCAUAGCAGUCAUGAAAGCUCAUCCACCUCUCUAGCAGCCAGUGCUGCUGCUGCAGCCGCCUCAGCGCCUGAUGCACACUAACCACUCUUUAAUUUCCCAACAAGGACUCCGACAUCUGAGCAAGCCUGCACCAUGGCUCCAUCUGGUGGCCACAAUGAUGCUUUUGGAAUGCAUUUUUCCUCUUUUUUCCUUCCUUUUGGGAUUUCAUUUGCAACAGGACUUUCUGUUUUGUUUUCUUCUUCUUUGUUUUGUUUUUUUUUUGUUUUGUUUGGUUUUUUGGUGUUGCCUAAUUCUUCCUUGCUUUUACCAAUGUGUCUUUAUGGCUUCGUGUUGGGCCUGGCAUUGCGAUGAGACUUGAAAGGGACACAGCAUGAAGACCUUUUCAUACUGUUAACCCAGUGCAGGGUCAUGUUAGCCAGCGUGUGUUGCCAUAGAUGCAGGGAAAGUCUGUUAGUGCUGAAGCCAGAAGGGAGCAUAUGGCAGCCUGGCCAUUAUGGUUUCCUCCCCAGCUGAGCUCUCCCUGGAGAUGAUACACACACAGCCCACUGCCCAGCCUUCAGCUCUAUAGCUGCAUGUGCUCCAGAGUUCUAUAGACACUGGCCAGAGAAUGGGAACAGACAGAGAGCCUGGAACAGACACACAGCCAGCUCAACUGGGCUUCACUCCCCACUGUAAGCCUCUUUCCAAGGCAGAACCCACAGCUGAAUGUUAAUAUUCGUGUGGAAGAACAAUUUGAAAAUGUCUGUUUUAUUAUUAUUAUUAUUAUUGUUAUUAUUAUUGUAAUUAUUAUUAUUUGUACUGAACUACUGAGUUUAUAUGCAUUGAGAUCUGUAUAUAUGCUGGUCAAGACUUCACUAGUUUACAUUUAACAUUUGACAGUUUUCUUUUUUUGUGAUUUUCUGAGGGGACAUUUGGUCAUCUGAAGAAUCAUGCAACAUUGCCUAUAAAAUUCCAUUAUAGAACAUUCAUUUUUAUUUUGCUCUAACUGUAAUAAGCUCAGUUUGUAAUACUCAAAAUGUGUAAACUUGACAGAUGUCAUUCACUUGACAUUAUACUUCUAUUUUGCCAAAAUAAUCUAGACAGGUGGUACAAUCUAUAUUGCUGUGAACGUAAGUUGACUAGAGCGAGAUAUUUUAAUAUAUUCAGCAGGGCAAUCUGACCUCAAAAUAUAAUGACCGAACUUGUGGCCAUGUGUAAAUGUCUCUAGUAUAGUAGGCUACAUUGAAUAAUGCUGUACAAGCUGCAAUGCCUAUAAUCUUUUGCUCCACCCCUAGCUGUUAUAAUUUUCCGUUGAUCAGGACUUGUAAUAUAAUAGAUGUACUUUCUGAUUUGAACAGUCAAUUGUAUUUUUGAACAUUCUGUAUGUAUUUAAUGUAUAUAGAGAGGGAAAUAUUAUUUAUAAACAACUGUGUACAGGUAUAGUCAUCAUUUUGAACAUUGCAAUCAACAAUGAACAUUAUGCUUUUUAUGCCAUGGAUGGUUUGCAUCAUUGCAAAUUCAUUCUCUUUCACCAGGUAUGUUUGAUUUAAUUGGGAUUUGGGAGGGAUACAACUUUCUUCAUUAUUUUCAUAUGCUUGGAGAUGCUUCUCCAAUCUUCUUCAGACUGUUUUAUUAUGUUACUAUGACGCAAUUAAUCAAAUCCUUCAGCACAUGAGCCACCAACACGUCUAUUCUUUUACACCCAAGCCAUAACGGUUGAGUUUAUUUUGUUUUCUCUUUCUAAAUACCAUACUGACAAAUGAAUGCAAUGAGGAUAGUGUCUAUUAGGAACAAGCUAAAAUUGUAUGUACUAAAGGUGACUGUAAUUCAAAGCACAUACUAAGGGUGCUGGGUAUUAAGAUGUAAGUAAAGUGGAGAAGUACCAGAAUUAAUGGGGGACUGUCUAAUCUAAAAAAGUCAAUAUUUUAAAAGAUACACCUGGCCAGCAGAAAUGCCAUACAUACCAUAUAUGCUGUAAAUGAGUUUCUUUCUUUUCAUUUCUUUUCUUUUCUUAGUGGGAUAUUUUGAAUAGCUAACAAAAUCACUGUGUGAAAUAUUGUUGCCUUGACCAAAGAGAUAGAUUGUUAUUUUGAUUAUUUAAUUGUUCCCAAACUAGCACAAACCGUGAUAGAAGAUGAAUCAGAGGAGUCAUGACAUACUGUGCGAGUCUUUAUUUUUAUGAAGGUUUAUUAUGCUUAAAAAUAAUUGUUGCCUUAAAUCUAUCAUUUUAUUGCACCACUGACAUGUGAUACUUCUGGACCUCGGUGUAGUAUUUGGUGUUUCUUUUCAGUUCCUCUUGAAGAGAAGUCCUUCAAUAGAAUGUUUACUGGUUGUUAGACUCAUUUCUAUGCCAGUCACCCUUUGUAUUUAUUGUGUGUUAUGAGUACAAAUAUUCUGCUUAUUUUCUAUCUGUGUGCUCAGUGAUUAGCCAUGUUAAAUCAGAUUAGCAGGUGACCAUGCAUCAGAGCAGCCAUUGUUAUCAAGCUUUUUUUCUGUCUGUGAUGGUCUAUAAUGUGGUCAAAUCUAAAUGUAAGCUUUGUAGUGAACACACAUCUAAUUGCUCUUGGCCCAUUGAUAGUUCUGCUGAUAUUAAAUGUGAGCGAAAUCAUUUUUCCUCAUAUCCUGUCACCAGCAAAGUUAAACAGUUGAAGCAGAGCUGGGUAUCAUUUUGAAUUGGUGACAUUCAUGCUCAGUGUUGUUGCUGUAAUUGAAUGGCUAAUACGACCUCUCUGUUUCUCUUGACUCUAACGCUCAUUUUAGAGCAGAAUUACAUUGAGUGGAGUGAUGAGUGCAGCACAGCUAGGCUUGUGUUCACUGGAAAGCAUGUGAAGCAUGUUUCUGUUUGCUUACAAACCACUCGGGCCACCAGGGAUCAGUUACAGUAAGCAGUGUCAGUUAAAUAUUCAAGAAGAAAUGUUUGCCUUAAUGAAUUUCUGUUCUUAGUUAUGCUUUGUACUAGCAAACUGCCAGAUGUUUAGGACAAAUUUUAAUUUCAUAUGUAUGUUACAUGUCUGUCAACUGCUUUGUUUUCGUCAUAGCUCUGUUUUCCUCUUUAGGCAUAAGAGCAAAUUCUCUCAAACUGAAAAAGGGAAUUGAUCUGAACUCAGCUUAGUGUCAAAAAUGAAGGGUGGCCUCAAAUAAAUAAAGAAUAUCAAGGUCAGAUUUGUUUAAUUAACAUAAUAUUUUAUAGCUCAGGACCAUAAACCGUAAGUUGUCUUGUGUACUGCGAUGUUAGACAUCAUAAAUUUGUUCCUUGAUAUUCCUGCCUAACUACAUUUGUUUUUCAUAUUCAUUUGUUCUUUUUUUUACUGUUUUGUGCACUCUUCCCAAGAUUUUAUGAUAUACAAUUAUGCAUUUAUGUGUGUCUUUGUGAGUUUAACACCUAGCCAUACAUUUAUACUCUGUUCAAUCCCUUUCUUUUGUUAUUAAGGGAGGAAAAUGAUCACAAACCAAGAGAGGCGUGGUGGUGUGAUCAUGUUUGUUCCGAUGCUCCAUUAUUGCACUGUUGUGACAAUAAAUCUGAACUCAAAGGGCUCAGA
Molecule: messenger RNA, 6199 nt
Organism: Pygocentrus nattereri (red-bellied piranha)
Lineage: Eukaryota; Metazoa; Chordata; Actinopteri; Characiformes; Serrasalmidae
Gene: pde1ca
Product: phosphodiesterase 1C, calmodulin-dependent a
Exons: 18
Coding region: 564-2762 (732 amino acids)
Biological process (GO): signal transduction
Molecular function (GO): 3',5'-cyclic-nucleotide phosphodiesterase activity
Source: RefSeq, a predicted model, not a curated record